Molecule: messenger RNA, 8413 nt
Organism: Bombus pascuorum
Lineage: Eukaryota; Metazoa; Arthropoda; Insecta; Hymenoptera; Apidae
Product: zinc finger CCHC domain-containing protein 2
Exons: 8
Coding region: 468-3059 (863 amino acids)
Molecular function (GO): nucleic acid binding; zinc ion binding
Source: RefSeq, a predicted model, not a curated record
UUUUUUAACGCGAGCAUGUGAACGGAUCUCGAGACUCGACUUUUCGACUUGGAACAUCUCGUGAGAAUUAAUGUACGCAGUAGGGACAAUUGCAGAGGUGGAAUUUUAUUUUUAACGGGACGACCGUGUACUUGUUUACGCGAGGUUUUUGAUGAACGUGUGAGUUGUCCGUUGACGCUUGUCGUUUUCACCGAUCAUUCGGUCGUGCCUGCCUCUGCCUGCUGCCGCGAAUGUGGAUACUUCAUAGUGUGCUGUACUGCUGCUGCCGCCGCUGUGCGUUUGAAGUGCUCCCUACGGCUGAUCGCCUUUGGAUUUUAACAAGUCCUUCACAUUCGUGAACGCUUUGAAACUGGUUCGUUAUUGUACCAGACCCCGCCGUGAUUGUCACUUGAUAGCAACACCCGAGGCGCCAAAGCUGUCCGCAUCGGCGCUUUCUUUAGCCCAAGUGGUAUCAAUGUUGUCUGGCAAUGGUGUGUAAGGAGAACGUGGUAUCAUGGUUUGGGAAUCUGUCCAGUUAUAAACGCAUCGAUGUCAUGUGCACGUUACUAAACAUGUGCCUGCCGUUUGAAAUAAGAUACCUUGGCACUUGUGUAGAGGAUAUUGGUAAACGGGACUACAAUGAUCUCCGUGACACGGAACAUCAUGCAAACAGUGCCACUGAUCUUGCCGAGUUAACAACCUUAGGUGUGGCAGAUAAACGCACACGAAGGAAACUUGCGCUCUACAUGGCAUUAUUACAUUCUUGUAAUUAUGCAUGUGCUGUAAUCUUGUACAAGAAUUUGUCAAAUUUUGACUACCAAGAAAUCUCUAACCUAUUAAAUGGGACCACCUUUACACCGGAUGAUCAACCACUUGAAGAACUGCUCUUAUUGUAUACAAUGGCUUUAAAUCAUCCAGCAUUUACAUAUGAGCAGAAAAGUGUCUUCGGUAACAUUUACAUAAAGCUUCAAGAAGAAGAAGCUCGUCUGAAUCUUUCAAAGUUAAAUUCAUCUUACAAACAAGCACAGGGUUGCGCACCAUGUAUGAAUACAAAUGAAAGAUUAAUAGACACAGAGAUGCAAGGCAGUUGUAUGAUGGCUCCACCACCAAUGCAAACUUAUCAUGGAGAAAUGACAAUGAGAAAUAAUACCAUGGUAACCGGUGUUCCCCCUGGUCUUUCUAUGCCUCCACCUGGAUUAUGCCUGCCAACUCCAGAACAAAUGCCAAUGGGAUCAGGUGGUGCAACUCAAUACCUUCACCUUGGCUUUCCAUCAGUAAAUCACAUGCCACCAUGGACAGGUCAGGUUAUGAUGGGGAAUCAACUGAUGUAUCACACUGGCGACAUGUUGGCUUAUCCACCUUCCCCCUUAGUCAGCCGUCAAUCGUCACCAUCCCAGUCUCGAUCUCCUAGUCGCAGUAAUUCCCCAAUGGGUCGCAGAAAUAAUACAAUGCCGCGCACCUCUUCGCAAGUGACUCAGUCUACUUCGAAUACCUUAACAUCAACGAGUGCCUCUAACAGUCAAACAAGCAUCUGCAGCUCAAAUGCCAAUUCCCUUCCACCACUCCCCACAUUGGGUACGAACAGAAGUCAUCCUAGUCAACCUCCAUUGCUUCCAUCACGCUCUGUUCCCUUGUCUAUCAGCAGUUCUACUACUUUUUCACGCCAUAAUAGCAUCGAGAAUACUCCUUCUACCUUAAUUCCGGCAGCACCUCAAUCAAAACAACCUCCACCACCACGACUGCGAUCUUCAAUUUCUGGUGAUUCUUUACGAGAAACGCUAGGAAAAGAAAUGCCAAAUUUCAAAGGCAACUUGCAGAAUUUUUCUCUCGACGAGAUCCGAAGAAUGAGUGAUGAGGACUUGAGGGAAAUAGGAUUAACACAAAAUGCAGUAGGGCAAUUACGAAGUAUAGUUAAGAGUCAAACUACUAAUGGCUUAAAUCAAAUUUCUACUGAUAAAAAAUUAGAUAGUACUAGCAGCACAACACACACAGUUGUAGAUUCAGUUGAAAAUGAGGCUAUACCAGGAAUGGAGAUGUUGAAUGAUAAUGGAAAUCAAAGCAGUAAGUCAAUGCCAUUACAGGAACAGCAUCCAGCGAUGCAUCAUCAUCAUAAUCAUGCAGCUACACCUAAUUUACGGCGAUAUCCUACUAUGCCACCAUUAGAUCCUGCGCAAAUACAAAUGUAUCCUGCACCGCCACCGAUGUAUGCUGCACAAAAUGCACCAUGCUAUGCCUGUCUUACAUUACCUGUCGCCGGGGUACAAAAUCGAUAUUCAAGGUGCAAUGCUCAACAUGUAUAUUGUUUAACACAAUUACAAGCCUUGAGGUUAGAUCCUGAAAACAGCAGGCACUGUUCACAGAGCAGUAGUUCUGAUAGUACUGGUAGUAGAUCUCCGCCAGAGACUCCUCCGGCAGCACCGUGGGUGAGCGGCAGUGAGAGCAAUCCACCGCCAGUUACUGAUCAUCUUAGUUCUGCACCGGUACAUUCUACAAGUGCAGUAUCACAUCCAGCAUCCCAACAACCUAUACAAUCGGGCCCGGAAAGGCAACGUACUAGAAGAAAUCAGACACAUGUAAUGCGUCAUAAAAAUCAAAUGGUGAACGGCGGUGGGCCACCGAAUCUUUCACAAUGCGUUUCCUUUCCCACGCCACCUUCGCAGUCGCAGGUCACGUAUCUGCCGCAUGGUCAUUUUCCGGCUUUGAGACCGAGUAGUGGUAUUUAUUCUAACUUCUCACAUGGACCGUAUGCAAGACCAGCUUAUCCGACCACGUACCAACCGAAUGGUGAAAUGAUGUACCAAUAUCCUGGACAUCCAUCCUCGGGAGGAACACCACCACCUCCACCGAAUGCAGCCGCGACACCUGUUCAGGCGCCGUAUAUGCCACCUACUCCGAUUGUUACAUAUGCACCAGCUGCCGUCCCACCAACGAAAAUUUCGUGCUAUAAUUGUGGCAGUAGUAGUCAUCUUGCAGUUGACUGUAAAGAUCAAACCAUGGAAGAUCUUACCAAAAAAGCUCAAUACCGCUUAGAUUACAGUAUAAUGAAACAACCUGGAGAGUGCCCAAAUUCUGACAAGUGAUCCCCUGCCGCGGACCAUCCAGCAAUUUAUCAUUAUCAUCAUUACCGUAAUUACUGUCUCCAUCACUGUCACUACUACUGUUACUACGAUGCCGCCACAGCAAUACAACCUAAAUACCGUUCAAAAGAUGACUGCUAUCGCUCCUCAUGCAAGUUUUCGGUGAUUUUUGUAGACAUCCCUUAUAUUCAGGAUGACGAUUUUUUAACCGAGGAAGUUUCGCGAUUUGCGGUACCAGGUAUACUUUUUACAAGUUCUUAUUUAUGAUAGUAAUUCUUAAUUAUGUAAAAAGAUGUCGCGUCAUGUACAAAGAAAAAACUGGGAGAAGUAUAACGCAGAAUGCUCUUAUCUAUGUUUUUAGAAUACAUUUUGAAAGGUUUGUGUUAGGUACUGACUCGUGUCUUACCAAUGAUACGUAUGGACUACAUAUAAACACAUACAUACAUACUCACACACACAUUCACAGCACGCCUCAACCCAAUUUCUCACUAUUUCUCUAGUAACUAGCCAUAAACGAAAUACAAGAAAAAAGAACGCAUUGUGCUCUGAUUAGAUGAAACUACCAUGUUUGACUGUAUUUAUCAUUGAUACUUUUACUUCUACUAGUACAUCUACUAUCACUAUUGCUACUACUACUAUUAAACUAUUACUAUUACUUCUAUUAUCGCUACUGAGCCACAUUUUUAUGUAUACAUAUUUUCUCAAUUCUUACGUGCGCAAUGUUUGAACGAGUGCAAAAAUGAAUGAUGACAACAGAGUAAAAAAAGAUAAGUUGAGAAGAGUAAAGGAUGAAUGCACAUAAGAAAGAGAGAGAAAAGAAAACAGGAAAAAAGAAAAAAGGAAGAAUGAAAGAACAACAAACCAUAAGUGUUCGAUCGUCUAGCUGCCUUUGCGCUCCUGUGUGUAUAAAACUAUAAAUAUACGCCGCUCACCACUCAUUUAUUAACUUAUGAAUAGUUAGUUAAAUAACAAUAAUUCUCAUCCUAUUUAUAUAAAUAGUCAUGCAAUCACGUGCAACUUAAGCAAUUUUAUACGAGUUUUAUUGAUCGCCCAUCUUUUUUAAGUGUAAGCAAUGCGUUAUAUGCGUUAAAAAUCUCGUUAGUAAGUAAUAAACAAAAGAAAGAAUAACGACUUGAAUAUGUACUAGUGUUAGGUAUGAGUGGAGUGGCAAUCUGCGUUGAAUUCAUCUUGUCAACAAGUUGCUACUGCAUUUAAACCAAUUCUUAAUUAAACGAACACCGUUAGUGAGUGUUGAUCUAAUUCUAUUAAAGUGUAUAAUUUGGUAAAUCUUUGUCUAGUUCCCAUACUUACGAUGACUUAUAAUUUUUAAUCGUAAGAUUCUCGUACUAUGCAUCUGAUCUAUAUGAAAUAGAUCCUAGAUAUUUAAAAUAGUAAGGACUGAAAAGAUAUAAAAACGAGUGAGAGUGAGUUUGAUAUGUGUGACUUUAAAUAUACAUGCAUUUAAAAACUUCCUUUCAGUAGCUUCUGGAUAUAAAGAAUUCUCAGGUGUUUUUUUUUUCUUUUUUUCUUUUUUUGGUUGGUAAUGAAUUAUUUGGCAGCUAGUCAAUAGCCACAAACAUUUUGGGAUUAAUAUUUUAGAGUUGUUAUUUUGCAGUGAUAAAAAUUUGAAAAAAAGAGACAGUUCAGAGUUGAUGAUUUUCAUAUUACCUUUGAAUCUGAUUUAACAAUUUUAUUAAGAUGAUGAUAACUUACUCUAAUGGUAUUGUUUUCGCAUAUUAUUGUAUAUAAAGUGAAAGUCGUUUUUUAUUUCUAAACAAUACUUUAUUCAGAUUCCAAAGAAAGCCAAAAAUUAGUUGGGAAAAGUCGAAAAAAUAUUAUUCGUACUAUAUAUAUUAUAAUCUUCAAACAUUUGUCAAUUUUUUAUAAGAAAUUCGACUGUGUCGUAAUUACUAGAGUCUGAUUCGGUAUUUAGGUAACAUUUAUUAAAAGUGCCAUUUUUGUUGAAACACCCAGUGUCUUCAUACCGGUCUAUUUAAAAAAAAAAAAAAAAAAGAAUAAAGGUUGAGGUUUAUCUUGCCAUUAGCAUUAGUCAAUGAUGAUUUUUAAAAACUACCUGAGAAAAGUUUCGAAGUGGCUGUGACUGAUGAAGAGUGUGUAAAAUUCAUAUUAAAGCUCUAUGAAUAUUUUUUUUUAAUUCCAUAAUACAAAAUAAUCGAAUCCUGGUAUUCGCGAGUACUUUGUUUUUGAAUUAAUAUCAGUUGUAAUUGGCAGAUAUUGCCUAAGCCAGAUUUAUGAAACACACACAAACACAUUUUUGUAUUUUACAUUUUAAAUUCAGAUAUGUUGCUUGACAAGAGCAAAAGAAAAAUAGCGCAAAGAUUUCGUGUGUUUGUAUGUGAUUUGUCUACGAAACAAAGGAGUCUGAGUUUACAACAUAUAUUUAACAAAAAUAUUGUAAAUCUCUCGAUUGAAUUUUUCUGGUAAGGUCAUCAUUUGAGUCAUAAAUUUGAAAUUUUCGUUCGCGGACAAAUUUCGUUUUCGAAAUUAAAUAUAUUAUUAAACUAUUUUUAAAUAUAGGUCCAAAUGAAUGUGUUUGCAUCUUGGUAAAUAAUAACAAUUCAUUGUUGACCAAACGGUAUUAUAGUCACGAUUAGUCGUGCUAAAAGCAGAAGCAAUAGUAUUAUAAUUAUUAAAAUAUAACACUUUAUUGCUGUUUACUAACUGUUGACAUUGAUAAUCAAGGGAAUAUGUUUUAGUAUAUCUCAGAUGUAUGUGUCAUUGGCAAUAAGAUGAAUGCGAUAUUUUUUCUCUUAACUGUUAAGCAAUACUUCUUAGCAUAACAACAGUACAUGUUUUUAAAAGUGAAUAUUGUAUAGUAUUAGUGUUGUAAGCAGCAAUAAGGGAGUUCUGUAAUUUUGUUGCUAAUCUGCAAUUAUAUAUAAAAGAGAAGGAUCGUUUUAGCAAUAAUGUCAUAUUUAAUGACAUAAUAUAUUACAUAGUUAUUUAACAGAAAAUUCUAUUAUAAAGAAUGUAACUAAGGAAUUGUCGUUUUCAUUGCAUCGACUACAUUCAUUUUAAUGUAUUUCAUCAGUUUGAUAUGUUCGGUUGAAGCGAUUGAAAAUUUUAUGGAAAAUAUGUAUCUCCUAAUUUUUGUUCUUAUUCGAAUUUUCUUAAUAAUAUCGUUGUUGAUAAUAAUUAAUCAUCGUCGUGGAACGGUGAGGAAUUAGUUUCAUUAGCUAUAUCAUUGUAGGAGGCUGUCUGCUUUGAAUCAAGACUCCUUUGUUUAACAAGUACCGUUAAGUACGCAUUUAAAUUAAUGAAACAUGUACAUAGGUGGUAGAAAGGAACCACAAACAAAAUUGUGCUUGAUGCAAUAAGUGCGUUAUGUUGUUCAAGUUUGAAAAAAAAGUUCAAAUGCUCUUGAUCAAAUCAGUAUUAUAUGGAAAAGAAUCAAAAAGUCAAAGAAUCAUAUCACUUGAACAGAAGCUGUAGAGCAAGAGCGUGAGAGAUUAGUAGUAGUAAUUAUAAUAAAAUGAUAAUAUUAGUAUUAACUAUAAUAAUUAUAUUAAUGAUAAAUUAUAUGUAUAUAUAUUAUAUAUUAUAUAUGUGUAUAUAUUAUAUAUAAUAUGUAUAUUAUAUAUAUAUAUAUAUAACCACAUAUAUAUAUAUAUAUAUAUAUAUAUAUAUAUAUAUGUAUGUAUAUGUAUAAAAUAGAGAUGUAAACUUUCUGGAAAGAUUUGAUCAUUUUUCAAAUGAGAACUCCUUUCGUUUUUAGGAAAUGCAGACAAAUAUUUAAAAAAAAGGGAAAAAUGAAGGAAAAAAAGUAAAAAAACAAAAAAGAACAAAAAAGGCAAAAACAUUGACUCGGAUGUUGUUGUACAUCUUUAAUACGUAAUUUUGGUUGUUUUCUAUAAUAAUUAUUAUCUCAUACUUUAAUUCUUAGUUUCAGCAAUAACUGUUUGUGUUACUAAUCUCUAUUAGCACUUCUAGCUACUGUUCCUAAGUGUGUUUCUUUUCGCUUCAGUUAGAACUCACGAUUAUCUUUUCUCUUUCCUAUACGUAUUUAUUGAUGAAAUUCGACUAAUGAUAACAAUAAAUUAUAAAGUACAAGUAAUUAGCCAUCUUAUAUUAUGAGAAGCAGCUCAAACGUUUCGAAGCUCGCGUUUCUGCUAUAUUAAGAGAUAAACGUGCAACACGUAUAUUUUAUAUCGUAAUGAAAUUUGAUAAUAUGGAAGUAAAAAAACUUUCUCGACACUUUACAUCUCUAAUGUUAAAUGAAUAAAAUAGGUUGUACUCAAAUGGAAUUAUAAAAAGUGAAAAAAGAAUGUAAAAAAAGACUAGAGCCAUGUGUAUCUUUUUUUUGUCAAAUAUUUUUGGACAUACAGGGGUGUAAUUGGGCAGCGGUUAAGAUUGUACAGAGAAAGUUAACAGAGGAGGUAGAAAUGAAAAAAAUCUAACGAAAUACACAUACAGGUACAUCUAUUGUACAAACAGAAAUACCCAAAUAUACGUGUAUAUGCAGACAUAUAUCAAGAUACCGUCGGCAUAGUGACUUAAAAAGCGCUUACAAUUACGAUGUAUGUACAUUUGCUGCGUUUUGUGACCGAUGCUCGUUAUACAAUAAUGUUUGCAUGAGGUGAUCAAUGAUACGAAAAGUUUGCCCGACUACCGAGACUUACGAAGACAAUACGUGCUUUGGACGAGAACGAAAAUAAAAUAUAAAAUGUAAAAAAAAAAAAAAAAAAAGUGGAUAGAAAAAUAGCAUGAAACACAAAACGCGAUACAUUAUGGAUGAGAGUUGCCAUUUCAAAGAAAUAGGAACGAGAAAAAGACAAUGUCGUUUCUGGAAUGGAAAUUUUGAAAAAAAAAAAACGAAUCAAGCGGGGUAAAGCGUGCUGCUUAACGGUUAAUGUAUAAGUGUAAUUAUUAUUAUUUAAAGAAGAAUAGAAAAAUACAAAAAAAUUUAGGAGGCAUUCUGUGCAAAAGUGAAACUCAUUCGGUUUUUGUAGUCGGUCGCUGAUGUGAAAGGAUCAAAUUUUUCGACAAGUAAUACUGUUAUUGUGGUACGAUAAAAAGUGUAAUGGGUGAAAACACACAAAAAAACAACAAAUUUGAAAAUAAAAAAAAAUCUGUACGAGGGUUUGUGCCGCUCUACGUCAUGUACAUAAGAAUCGGUGCGAAAGAGGAAGAAUGUAUGAUACGUAAGUAUGUAUGAUAUAUAGUGCGAUAGAGGAAAGAAGAUUUACAUACAAAUAUGUGAUGUGUAUAUACACAUUAUAUAUAUACAUACAUAUAUGGAAAUAUUGAGAUAUAUUUGUAAAUUCUGUUAUUUGAAUGCAUUAUAAAUAUUUUAACCUCCUGUAAUGAAAUAUUUAAUAAAAAACGUUACCAACCAA